Staurois parvus is the source of this 277-nucleotide messenger RNA. Lineage: Eukaryota; Metazoa; Chordata; Amphibia; Anura; Ranidae. The record is from the annotation of a GenBank genome assembly.
GCGGUGCCGUGUGCUCCCAGGGAGCGCGCACAGGCUAAAAUGGUGGGCGCCAAUGAGUGAUAGCCAGAGGCGGACUGACAACUCAUGGGGCCCUGGGCAAUAGGGGAUCAUGGGGCCCCUGUGUCCUUGCCCAAGCUCAAAAAAGCCUAUGAAAAAGGUACCAGGGGCAUCUCAUGGGGCCCCCUACUGACCCCGGGCCCUCGGGCGGUGCCCGAGUUUCCAAAUGGUCAGUCCGCCCCUAGUGAUAGCAUAAAAUUCUUUAUGCAGUAGGACUGGC